Centruroides sculpturatus (bark scorpion) is the source of this 3155-nucleotide messenger RNA. RefSeq lists its product as uncharacterized. Lineage: Eukaryota; Metazoa; Arthropoda; Arachnida; Scorpiones; Buthidae. The coding region runs from base 228 to 2414 and encodes 728 amino acids. The record is from RefSeq and is a predicted model, not a curated record. The transcript has 4 exons.
AAUGUGAUAAUUAUUAAUAAAUUACACAGCCCUCGAAGAUACAUUGUUUUUUUUUUAUCCCGUUUCUGUUGCGCGAGAGAACUGCAAUAACGAGCACGUGAUUCCUUAUCGGUUCCUGUCACGUGUUCUGAUUGUAGUGUGGUGUGUCAUCGUUUAAACUAUGUAUCGUAGGUCGUAACGUUUCCUCCUGAGGACAAUAUAAAUACAUUUUAAGAUCACAACUUGCCAUGUCAUUGAAACAAUAUAACAAUGUAGUUCCUGAACAAGGUCCACAAGUAUUAGCAAAGUAUGCGAAGGAAAUUCAUUAUGGAGAUAAAUAUUAUUUACAUGUUUACCAAAACCAGAAUACCACAAGUAGGUUUAACGAGGAAUCGAACUUACAACUUGAGAAACAAGUGCAGUCAAUUAUAUCUGAAGAAGGAUCUUUGAUAGAAGAAAAUGAAUUAUUCGAGAAAUGUAGAGGACGUCUGAAGAAUGAUUACAAGACAUACAAUGCUUAUAUGAGAUCUUUAUUUUGGGAUCACAAGAGAAAAGACUUUCCUUUAAAGGAUUAUUAUGUAGAUUUGAAGCUGCAGGAAACAGAUUACUUAGGAAAUGCAAUUGGUGACAUUGUUAACAUCAAUGAUAUAUUUCAGGAAAUUAGUGAUGGACAUAGAAACAUUCUAGUGUUUGGAGAUCCAGGUUAUGGUAAAUCUACAUUAUGCAAGAAGAUUGCGUACGAUUGGGCCGUUGAGUUGAGUUAUUUAAGCCAUUUUGACUUUGUUAUUGCACUGACAUUAAGGGAACUUCAGGGAAAAAGUGUAAUGGAUGCAACUCUAGAAGCAAUUUGUGGAAAUCAAGAAGUAGAAGUGAAGAAGAGAAUAUGGAAAGCUAAUUUAAAUAUAUUAAUUAUUUUAGAUGGAUACGAUGAAAUUAUGGAUAGAAGUUCGAUAUUACAGUUCAUAACAAAUGAUUCAUUCGAUAUUUCACGAAAUAUGACGAUUCUUGUUACAAGUCGUCCUCAUGCUGCUGAAGAAAUAAGGGAGGUUAUCAAUUCACGAUUUCUUCUUAAAGGAUUUCUACCCGAAGAACAGGAAAAAUACAUCAAAUUAAUUUUAAAACAAUUAGAAUAUGAAAUACACGAUCUUCAGUCUAUAAUAGAAGGAAAUUAUUUCUCUUCUACGUUAUCCAAAUGCCCAUUAAUGCUACAUUUGUUAUGUUGUUUGCAUAAGAACGAUUACUUAGAAAAUAUAAAAAGGAAAACAGAUUUAUAUAUUUGUAUACUUCAAUUACUUAUCAAGAGAUUUAUGAAAAAGAAUGGUGAAUGUCUCCACUUGAAGAAAGGAAAGUAUUUUUAUGGGGAAGACCUUUUAGUUCGAUUGGGAAAGUUAUUCUAUGAGAAAAAUAUAUAUACUGAAUUAGAAUUCCGCCGUCUUUUCGAGAAGAAACGAAGGAUUACAUUGGAUAAUUUAAAAGAAUUCUUUCCCCAUGACGAAGAAAUUAAAUUUAUUCUUGGUCUGGAGCUUCUCGUUCAGUGUUUUGAUAAUGAUAUUGAAUAUUUUGAUGAUUUUCAUAAAAGCUUCAAAGAAUUUCUUAUUGCUCUUUACCUUUACAAGAACACUGAAGUGUUAUUCUCUCAAUGUGCCAAUGAUUACUCUAGUAUCAUUCCUGAAGAUAAUAAUAUCAAUUACUAUAUUAUUACAUUCUACAUAGGUCUAUACGAAAGUGAUAAAAUUCCAGAAUAUUGUUUAAAUUACUUCACGAAACUUGUUUUUCCGUUACAGAUUGCUGUUGAAAUAUACAAAGAAAUCAAGAAUGAAGACAAUAAGACAAUACUUUCGAAGAAAAUGAAGAAGUUCUUCGUAGGCUUUGAAAGGUUCCAUGAUGAAAUAUUACCAGAUUCAUUCUCUCAAUUAUACUGCAUGAUAGAGUCUUAUAGAGAUUACAAUUCUUAUAAAACGCUUGUUAAGACAUUUAGGUGGCUGCAAGGACUAGUUAAACCUUCGCAUCAAUUAGAAAUAUUUAUAUUUCUGGACGUGAAACCUCACGACUUACUACCUCCACGUCCUUGGGGAAUUAACCAGUGUAAUGGACAAAUAGAGAUCAUUAGAGAUUCUAUUAUUAAUCACAAAUGGAAUAAACUUAAAAUAUAUUUCUGUGGUGUUGUAUAUAUAGAAAAAAUUAAUGUGUUUAAUCCACUCAUAUUAAGUACCGGAGUAAAUGCGUUUCCUUGGAUUUCAGUUAAAUUUUUCAGAUGUAUUGAAAAUCCUGCACAAAUACCGACAGAGGCGAGAGAAGAAAUAAGAUUAUGGGAUAUGGAUUUAAUUGCCUUGAAAUUUUAUGUAGAAGAUAAUAACUGUAGAUCUUUACUAAUACGUAAAGAUCUGUUUGAUAGUUUACAGCCUUAUAUCAGGAUUUUCCCCGAGUUGUUAUGAUGUAUUAUUUUAAAGUUAUGUAAGACACUGAAGAUAAUGGUACCCAACCUUCUUCGAUUUGUAAAGUUGUAAUUGUUUUAAAGCAGAAAAGAUUAUGAUUUUUACAUUUAUUUAGUGGAAGAAUGAUAAACAUCGAUGUCAUAAUGAACCAUGGUGUUUCAUAAGGAAGUGUCAAUAUUUUACAGCUUGUUUUAGUGGUCUGGGAUCCAAAAACUGUCCUCAAAAACAGCCUUUCAAAGGCAUUGUUUUAGCGUUAGAAAAGUUUAAAGUAGCUAUGCCGCAAAAAAGCCUCAAUCUCACUGCUUUUUAGCUUUUAUGCUGUACUAAAUUGCCAAGAAAUCAAACGAACCUUAUAGUUUUGCAAAGCGCAUGGUUCUGAAGGUAAUAAGGUAAAGAGCAGCGAGUUUGAGGCAUAGCAGUGUAUCAGAGCAGCAUCUUAAGGGAUGGAUACUCUAUUAAAUUCUUCUAGCGCUGAAACAAUGCCUUUGAAAGGUUGUUUUUAGGACGUUUUUGAUCUCCAAAUCUAUAGAACAUGCUGAAAAAUAUUAACACUUCCUUACGGAACACCCUGAACACCUUACUUUACAAAUCACUAUAGUUUCAAAUCUAUAAAAUGCAAACAAAAUAUUCUUUAUGUAAAUUUAUUUAUAUUAUCUGAAUAAUACAUAUUUUUAAUUAACAAUAAAUGAUUGUUUAAAAAUAAUUUAAAUUAUUAUAUAUAUAUUUUUUAUAGCAAACGUU